Molecule: messenger RNA, 1144 nt
Organism: Acanthoscelides obtectus
Lineage: Eukaryota; Metazoa; Arthropoda; Insecta; Coleoptera; Chrysomelidae
Source: the annotation of a GenBank genome assembly
GAAAAGCACUAUUGCUACAAGGAAGUCCAAUAAUAAUCUUUCUCCUAAGCGAUUACUUUCAUGGCGGGGGCUAGAGACCCCAAAGGGGCAAGCGGGACUGCAGCGCACGCCACUGCGCAUGGCCUUCUCCCACUGCCCCCACUAUUCUGACCACUGACGCAUUUUUCAGUCGACUUGCAAAUUUAAACUUGAAAAGUUUAGUCAAAUUAUCGCGGCACAUUAGAGAUUCUUGCAAUAUAAAAAAUGGGUAAACUUUCGGUGCUUUUCGCUCUAGUUGCAAUCAUUACCGUGGCAUCUGCUUUGAAAUGCUACACCUGCAGAGGAACCCAGUGUGAUUCGUCCAGCAACUGGGUGAAGACUGACUGUGGAGCUGGAGGAGUCCAACCUUACACUGGACAUGUGCAUGCCUGCAUGAAGCAUACCUUUAGAGACCGAGUUAGCCAACAUGAAAUGGUUUCGAGGAAGUGCCUCCAGGCUCAAAAAAUUGGAAACGAAAUAGUCCAGAAGUGUCCUGAAAGUGACGGGCAGACAGUUAAAUGCGAUAUCUGCCAAACAGAGUUAUGUAAUUCAGCAUCCAAGAUUUCUGUAGGCGCCAUGGCAUUUACAGGAACAAUCAUCACAUUCUUGUUCUCCAGACUAGUUUGAAUAUGAAUGUAUUCAGUAGAAACAAAUCCAUCCCGAAAGUGCAGACUAAUACUUUUAUGUGUUUCAUUUGAAUUGAAAGUUACCAAACAUUAUUAGAGUUACUAUUAUAAUUGAAUUUUUCGCAAAAGUAAAAUGUAUAAAACUUUUGCACCGAAAACUGCAUAAGAGUUUUUUGUUCUGAUUUUGUGAUAUGGAAUAAAAUCUGAAUUUGCAUUUAUUCGUACGCUAAACUAUAUUUAAAUUUACUUUUACGCAAUGAUUUUAACCAAAUCUCAACAGAUAAAUGUUAUUCACACUAUACUAAGCAAUCUUAGCAUAGACAGACGUUUUAGAUAACGUUCCAGUAAGAAUCAAAUAUGAUUUCUCGACCUGUUAAUUUGUUCGGAAAACUUGCUAGGUUGACUUUUGGUAUCAAUCAGCAAAACUCGUUAAUCUUUGUGUUUUAUGUAUUUUGUACGUGGUUCUAAAUUGUAAUAUAUUGUAUGUUUCUCGUUAUUGA